This is a messenger RNA of Myripristis murdjan (pinecone soldierfish), 1674 nucleotides long. Its product is annotated as piggyBac transposable element-derived protein 4-like. Bases 1 to 1674 code for a protein of 557 amino acids. NCBI's taxonomy places the organism in Eukaryota, Metazoa, Chordata, Actinopteri, Holocentriformes, Holocentridae. The record is from RefSeq and is a predicted model, not a curated record. The transcript is spliced from 3 exons.
AUGACAGUCCAGGAGGCUCUGGAAGUCAUCAUUGAUCAUGACAGUGAAAUAGAGGAGGAUGUGUCUGAAGAUGAAGACCAUCUUGAGAUAAAUUCUGAUUCUAACGAUUCUGAUUUUGAACCAGAUGUGGGAAUUGCUAUUCCUAUUCCUCCAAGCGAGACAUACAUGUCAAAAAAUGGUGAAAUACAGUGGUCUUCAUCCCCAAAUAAGCGUCAGGCAAAACUGUCCGCAGAAAACAUAAUCAAGACAGUGCCAGGGCCCACGAGGAUGGCAGUGACUCGUGUGACUGACAUCAAGUCAACUUUUGAACUGGUCAUGCCAGAUUCAAUAAAGAAAGUCAUUCUGGAAAUGACUAAUCUGGAAGGGAGGCGUGUUUUUGGGGAGAAUUGGAAGGAGCUAGACAAAACACAUUUAGAUGCAUAUUUGGGGCUACUCAUCCUUGCUGGGGUCUAUAAGUCGAAGGAUGAAUCAACAGCCAGUCUGUGGGAUGCAGAGACAGGCAGAGCUAUAUUUCCGUACUCAAUGUCUCUGGAGACUUUUCACAUUUUCUCCAGAGUAAUCCGAUUUGAUAAUCGAGAGACAAGGGCUGGUAGACGGGAGAGAGACAAGCUGGCAGCUAUUAGGACUGUGUGGGACAAGUGGGUAGAGCAACUUCCACUACUCUAUAACUCAGGCCCUAAUGUCACAGUGGAUGAAAGGCUGGUGGCAUUCAGAGGUCGCUGCCCAUUUAGGCAAUACAUGCCUUCCAAACCGGCUAAAUAUGGAAUAAAAAUCUGGGCAGCAUGUGAUGCUAACACCAGCUAUGCACUGAACAUGCAGGUUUACACUGGAAAGCCGGUUGGAGGAGCCCCAGAGAAGAAUCAGGGCACAAGGGUCGUGCUCGACAUGGCACAGGGUCUCAGGGGGCACAACAUAACCUGUGACAAUUUUUUCACAAACUACAAUUUGGGUCAGGAGCUUCUAAAGAGAAAGCUCACAAUGGUCGGAACUGUUCGAAAGAACAGGGCUGAACUCCCUGCUGAGCUACUGGUAAUCAAGAACAGGGCCCCUCAGUCUUCCAUGUUUGCCUUCACAGACACCACAGCCCUAGUGUCUUACUGCCCCAAAAAGGGAAAAAAUGUUGUGCUCAUGAGCACUCUGCACAAAAAUGCUGAAAUCAACACAAGAGAGGACCAGAAACCAAGCAUGAUCCUUGAUUACAAUGCCACCAAAGGGGGGGUAGACAAUUUGGACAAAGUGACAGGGUCCUACAGCACCAAACGCAUGACAGCGCGCUGGCCAUUGGUCAUCUUUUAUAACAUGCUAGAUGUAUCAGCCUACAAUGCGUUUGUCAUUUGGACUGAGAUCUGUCCUGACUGGAAUGUGUCAAAGCUCUACAAGAGGCGCAUCUUUCUGGAGGAACUGGGGAAGGCGCUUGUGACACCACAUAUCCAACGGAGGCAGCACCUGCCAAGGACCCCAGCCGCUGCAGCCUCGGUGAGGGACAUCCAGGAGAGGACUGCACCAAGUACUACACCAGUGCGUGAGGUUGCUGCAGAGGGGAAAAGAAAGAGGAAGAGGUGCCAGGUCUGCAGGCCAUCUGACGAUGUCAAGACAAGCAUGACCUGUGUGAAAUGUGCAAAAUUCAUUUGCACAAAGCACAGUGUGGUGACAUGUCACUCGUGUGCUGUGUAG